Molecule: messenger RNA, 834 nt
Organism: Penicillium alfredii
Lineage: Eukaryota; Fungi; Ascomycota; Eurotiomycetes; Eurotiales; Aspergillaceae
Product: putative mitochondrial inner membrane protease subunit Imp2
Exons: 2
Coding region: 1-834 (277 amino acids)
Biological process (GO): mitochondrial respiratory chain complex assembly
Cellular component (GO): membrane; mitochondrial inner membrane peptidase complex
Molecular function (GO): serine-type endopeptidase activity
Source: RefSeq, a predicted model, not a curated record
AUGCCCAAACCCCAAUCAGAUAAACCCCAAAUGCGCGUACUGACGCCCGACGUCGCCAAAAAACUGGCCUCUCGCUCUUCCACCCUGAAUCCCACAUCCUCUCCUCACCCAUCCGCCCACAACACACCGGACCACACCACACCCGGCCCGAGCCUGGCGCCGCGACGACGCCUCCCCGCGUUCUUCUCACACCUCCGCGAGCGCUAUGCCGCGCUCCCAAUCCCCGUCCAGCGCGCAUGCCGGGUCGCACGCGUGCUGGCGCCGCUCGUCCCGAUCGGGCUUUUCUUCUCCGAGCAUGUCAUGCAGGUGAUGUGGGUGCGGGGCCCGUCGAUGACGCCGUACCUCAACGAGGACUACGAGCAGACGCACACCAAGAGCGACAUGGUGCUGGUCAGCAUGUGGCCGUGGGGGAGGGUGUGGCCAUGGGGACGGACGCGGCGGCUGGAGCGGGGGAUGGUGGUGACAUUCCGAUCCCCCGCUAAUCCCUCCCACGUCGCCAUCAAGCGCGUCGUCGGCCUCCCCGGCGACCGCGUCACCACCCGCGAGCCCUGCAUGAAACCCACCCAGAUCGUACCCUUCAACCACGUCUGGCUCGAAGGCGACGCCGAGGACCCGCGCCGCUCGCUCGACAGCAAUACCUACGGGCCCGUCAGUGUCAGUCUGAUUACGGGUCAUGUGAAGGCCGUGCUGGGCCCGCGCAUGCGCUGGCUGGAUUGGGCUGACUGGGAGGCUGGCCCGGUGGAGGGCGAUCAGUCGAAGAAUGCGUACCGGCAGAAUGUGCGGGAUCGUGUUGUUAAAGAGGCUGUUAAGCUGAAGCGUCCGAGUUUGGAUUGA